Messenger RNA from Aspergillus homomorphus CBS 101889, 1291 nucleotides. Its product is annotated as NUDIX hydrolase. Bases 191 to 1201 code for a protein of 336 amino acids. Gene Ontology annotation, cellular component: mitochondrion. The record is from RefSeq and is a predicted model, not a curated record. NCBI's taxonomy places the organism in Eukaryota, Fungi, Ascomycota, Eurotiomycetes, Eurotiales, Aspergillaceae. The transcript has 4 exons. Gene Ontology annotation, molecular function: hydrolase activity, acting on acid anhydrides, in phosphorus-containing anhydrides.
CAUCCGUUGAAGCCUCUCGUACGGCCAUGAACCCCCUCACCGCUUGGCCCUCGCCCGAGGUUCCCGGCUUUUAGCUUCUGGAAAGUAUAACCCCCGGCAGCUCACAUGCUUCAAUGACUACACAGGCCAGACCACCUGGAGAUCAAGCUCCAAUGUCCCGCGAACCCAGCAAGUCGCUGCCACCCAAACAAUGUCGCCUGCAGCACCGACGCCGAAGUCCAAGCCAGCGAUUCCGCGCCCCAGUUCAAGCGUCAUCCUGGUAUCGCCCAGAAACGAAGUCCUCCUACUCCAUCGCGUGAAAACCUCUACAUCCUUCGCCUCCGCCCACGUAUUCCCCGGAGGGAACCUCUCAGCGCAAGAUGGCCCAUGUCCACCCGCCGAGGAUCUCAAGCGCCACGACGAUGGCCGGUGGUACCGCAACGCGGCGAUCCGAGAGCUCUUCGAAGAGAGCGGCAUUCUCCUAGCCAAAGACAAAAUCUCAGGCCGGAUGCUUGCGCUUCCCGAGGAACAACGCGAACAGGGCCGACGCGCCAUCCACCAGAACCAGAUCACCUUUGCAGAAUGGUUGGAGCAGCAGAAUGCCAACGCGGCGCCGGAUACAGAACACUUAAUCCCGUUUACUCGAUGGAUCACCCCCGCAAAUAACACUCGACGAUACACGACGCAGAUGUACUUGUACUUCCUUCCUCUGCCUGCCGAUGCGACGGACCCAGUUCUCGGUGAGAUCCCGCCUGAGGGACAGCGGGAGGAAAUCCAGGUUCCGACGAGCGAUGGCGGCGUCGAGGUUACGGAGGCGAGGUUUCUUCCCGCCUCUGGGUGGUUGCGUAUGGCGCAGAGCGGCGAGGUCAUGCUCUUUCCUCCGCAGUUUCUUCUGCUGCAUCUGGUGGCUGGGUUCUUGGAUAAGGACCCCGGCGUGGUGAACUCACUGCACGAGUUGCAGAGGCGGCGGGAUGAGCUUACGGAGUUCGUGGCUACGGGUCAGCCGCCUUGGUCGGAGAAGUGCAUCUCUCCGAAGAUGCUGAAGAUGUCUUCUGAUGGACGGGCGGUGCUGGCUUUGGACCAGCCGGGUCCUGAACUGAGAGGUACAGAUAGACAAGGGGAGCCGGAUCGGGUUGUGCUUGUGAAGUUCGAGCGGGGCUCGGCGCGUGAUCUGGAGGUGCGAUGGAAGAAGGAUGCCUUUGAAGAGAAGAGUAGCCUAUGAGGGCAAUGCAAGCAUUGCUGUCAUUGAUAUGGGCUUCUCGCCAUGGAUAGAGUCAGACUCAGCCCGCCGUCCUUUCGGAAUUUAGAGCCA